Messenger RNA from Cucurbitaria berberidis CBS 394.84, 2730 nucleotides. RefSeq names its product glycoside hydrolase family 31 protein. The record is from RefSeq and is a predicted model, not a curated record. The transcript has 2 exons. Bases 1 to 2730 code for a protein of 909 amino acids. Lineage: Eukaryota; Fungi; Ascomycota; Dothideomycetes; Pleosporales; Cucurbitariaceae. Gene Ontology annotation, molecular function: hydrolase activity, hydrolyzing O-glycosyl compounds; carbohydrate binding. Gene Ontology annotation, biological process: carbohydrate metabolic process.
AUGUUCAGCCAGUGGCUCCUCGCGCUUGUCGCGUGCUCGAGUCUCACCUUCGCUGUACCUUAUCCUCAAGCUGAGGUACCACCCUGGCCCGCCAAUACCACCAGUGUCGGUGCCUGUCCUGGAUAUACGGCUUCGAAUGUAGUUACGACAGACUCGACCCUCACUGCCGACCUCACCCUCGCCGGUGAUGCCUGCAAUGCAUACAGCGACGAUAUCAAGGACCUCAAGUUGUUGGUCGAGUACCAGACUAGUAAACGACUUCAUGUCAAGAUCUAUGAUGCCGCCUUGACCGUGUUUCAGGUACAAGAGCAGGUAUUGCCGCGUCCAAAGAACGAAAAUGCCGCAGCAUCCGACGCUGCUCUGCAGUUCGAUAUCACCAAGGAACCCUUCUCUUUCACGGUGAAGCGCAAGGAGAACAACGAGGUGCUGUUCAACACGUCUGCAGCCCAGUUGAUCUUUGAGAAGCAAUAUGUCCGCCUGCGCACGAGCUUGCCAGAGGAUCCCAACAUAUAUGGCCUCGGAGAACACAGCGACUCUUUCCGCUUUACGACGACAAACUACCAGCGGGUCCUACUCAACUCGGAAUCACCUAAUAUUCCUACAAACGCUAAUCUUUAUGGGACUCACCCCAUAUACUUCGAUCAUCGAGGCAACAAGGGCACUCAUGGCGUAUUCCUACUCAACUCUAGCCCCAUGCAAAUCAAUAUCAACCAGACCGAAAGCGGUGAUCAGUACCUCGAAUACAACACCAUCGGUGGCAUCAUCGAUCUUUACUUCAUGGCUGGCAAGCAGCCCGCUGAGGUAUCCAAGCAGUAUGCAGAUGUUGUUGGCUACUCAGCCAUGUACCCAUACUGGACGUUUGGCUUCCACCAGUGCAAGUAUGGGUAUUGGGACGUCAACAUGGUGGCUGAAGUGGUCGCAAAUUACUCAACUGCGGGGAUCCCAUUGGAGGUCAUGUGGACAGAUAUUGACUACAUGCAUCUGCGCGAGGACUUUACGACUGAUCCUGAUCGCUUCCCCGUCUCCAAGGUGAGAGAACUCGUCACAACACUUCAUGAACGUGACCAACGAUACGUUUUAAUUCUGGAUCCUGGUAUCCAUGCAGUUGGCAAUUACUCGACCUACGAGAAGGGCCACGAGAAGAAUGUUUUUCUCAAGCACGCAGACGGCACAGAUUUGCUAGGCGUACAGUGGCCUGGCGCUGUAGCGUGGCCUGACUGGUUUGCGCCUAACACACAGGAAUGGUGGACCAACGAACUCCACACUUCCUUCGACGCUGACACCGGUAUCAACCUCGAUGGUAUUUGGGUGGACAUGAACGAAGCCUCCAAUUUUUGCGAAGACCAAAACUGUAACCCGCGCCAGAAAGCCAUCAAGGACGGUAUUCCGCCAAUGCCUCCCAACCCGCCGCGUCCCAACACCGGCCGACCCAUACCUGGCUUUCCAGGCUCAUUUCAACCCACGCCAUCAGGUUCGCCUUCAGCCAGAGCUCUCAGUUCCAAGUCCCUUUCUCCACGCCAGUCUGGAGGUGGCAUGAAAGGUUUCCCUGAUCGAGAGUGGUUCUUCCCAAAGUACCAUAUCAACAGCCACCGCGGUAAUUUGUCUCAGUUCACCAUCUACACCAACACAACGAACUACGACGGUAGCUGGCAGUACGAUACACACAAUCUGUAUGGUCACAUGAUGGCAAUGACAACUCAUGAGUCCAUGGUGACCCGCCGUCCUGCGCUGCGUCCUUUUGUCUUGACUCGCUCCACCUUCGCUGGGUCAGGCAGCAAGGUCUCACACUGGUUCGGUGACAAUGCGUCGACUUGGGAACACUACCGCACCGCGAUCCGCCAAAUGUUGUCGUUUGUAUCUAUGCAUCAAAUGCCCCUUGUGGGAUCCGAUGUCUGCGGCUUCAACGGGAACACGAAUCAAUAUCUCUGUGCACGAUGGGCUCUACUCGGUGCAUUCCAGCCUUUCUACCGGAACCAUGCUGAACUGAGCACUAUACACCAGGAAUUCUACCAGUGGCCGGUGGUCACCGAUGCUGCAAAGAAGGCGAUUGACACGCGGUACAAGCUGCUCGACUACAUCUACACCGCGCUGUACUAUCAGACCACCACUGGGGUGCCGAUGAUCAACCCGCUCUUCUUUCUCUAUCCAGAGGACGAGAAUACAUUCGGUCUUCAAGAGCAGUGGUUCUACGGCGACAGCCUGCUCAUCUCGCCAGUCACGCAGGACUACUCUGACACAGUGACCUAUUACCUGCCCGAUGAUGUCUUCUACGACUAUUGGACGCACGCCAAGGUUCAAGGCGAGGGCCAAAAUGUCACGGUGAGCAACCUGACAUAUACCGAUAUUCCCGUCCAUAUCCGCGGUGGCAGCAUUAUCCCACACCGCAUCAACUCGGCAAACACUACCAAGGCACUAAGGAAAGAGGACUUUUAUGUCCUGGUCGCUCCUGAUGCAGAGGGCAAUGCAAAGGGAAGGUUGUAUCUAGAUGACGGCGAGAGCAUCAAGCAGCCUGCCAUUAGCGAAAUUGAGUUCGAAUUUGAGUCAGGUAAGUUCAGUGCCACGGGUUCGUUUGGGUAUGCUGGAGCGAGCGGUGAGAGCGUUACAGUCCAAAAGGUCGUGGUUCUGGGGCAGGAUAAGAGCCGCGCCAUUGGCACUUUCGACUCGACCAAACAGACCAUUGAGGUUCAGGGACCGUGGAAGUUGACUGGCGCUUGGGGGUUUCAGCUCUGA